Selaginella moellendorffii is the source of this 2740-nucleotide messenger RNA. RefSeq lists its product as uncharacterized. Gene Ontology annotation, biological process: signal transduction. The coding region runs from base 151 to 2619 and encodes 822 amino acids. Lineage: Eukaryota; Viridiplantae; Streptophyta; Lycopodiopsida; Selaginellales; Selaginellaceae. Gene Ontology annotation, molecular function: protein binding; phosphorelay sensor kinase activity. The transcript is spliced from 13 exons. The record is from RefSeq and is a predicted model, not a curated record.
AGGAGGGAGAGCAAUGCCGCGGCGCCCAAUCGAUCGGCAGCAUUCCCAGGUACGCGCCACGGAUUUCUGGAGCUCGAUCCUGCCGCGCGGUUUGAUUCGGGGGAUCGGAAGAGGUCGCAGCUACGAUAUUUCGGAGACUCUCUAUGAAGGAUGAAGUUCCCGGAGGAAUGCCUGCGCUCUUGCUUGCAAGUCUGCCGGGGAUUUUCGGAUGCUGAGCGGCCAGCUUGGAUCGUGCCGUCGCUGGUCGCCACAGCUGCGCUGGUGGGGUUUUUGGUGGGGCGGUUUGAUGUCACGGCUCUGAUCGGCAAGCUAGAGCGGGUUUUGCGAAAUGGAGAGCCUAGAGCGAUCCUUUCGCAGCUUUCAGGGAUUCUUUGGGCGACAGGAGGGAGCUUUAGACAUCACGUAGCUUCACAGGUUAGAACGAAGCAUAGCUGCUUGAUUAGGACGAUUAGCAUUGAGGAAGGCAAGAGAGCGGUGACUUUGAACCAGAAAAGUGUAGAGGUGGUGAAGGAGCACAAGAGCGAUGAUUCGCCGCAGCCAUCUCCUCAAUCGACAAACUCUAGCUCCAACUCUGGGUCCGGAUCUUUCAAAAAGGAGAACCUGUCUCCGUUGCUGGUUGGAUCGAAGAAGUCCACUCCGGCGAGCUCGAUCUCAAGCCUGGAAAACAGUCCCGUGGGUACGCUACGAAGGAGGAGGGAAUUGGAACUGGACGCUAUGGAGGAUAGUAGAUGUUACAACCAAAGCACUUCCUCUGGGAAGCCAAGGCCGCUAUCAAUCCCGACAUCAAACACUACACUCUCAGAUUGCGGGACUCCAAGUCUUUCUUCGCUCGAGUAUGAAAGGCUACAAGAUCUGCCGGACGAUGGAACUAUUCCUGCCGCUGCGUGGAUGUGUGGCAAAGAUGUGGUCUCCAUGGACCUUUCAUGCAGCAGCAUGAAGUGGCUGAAUCUCAUUGAGAUUGAUCUGGACACUGUUUAUGGUGAGGACUGGUCCCAGCGUGUUCAUCCAGACGAUUUACUUCGCUCCAAGGAGGUUAUCGCUCGGGCUGUAGGCUUGAAGGUGCCAUUCCAGAUGGAAUAUCGCCUACAGGUAGGCCAAGACCAUUUUAGAUGGGUUCUGGAUAUUGGCAAGCCAAGGUUCUCUUCCUCUUUGACUACUGCGGAGUUUCUCGGUUUCGUUGGCUGGAGGAUUGAUAUACACGAGCGGAAGACUAUUGAGAAUAACUACUGGAAGUACUGGACACUGCCACACGAGUUCUUGGUGACAUGGAGUGGUGACGGUCAGUUCUUUGACAAUGUUAGUACGAGUUUACCAUCUUUCCUCGGAUACACCAUGGAGGAAUUUAAAGCUGUUCCUUGGAUUGAAUGGCUGCACGAGGAAGAUAAGGCGACUGCAAGCGAUGCGUUCUCAAAGCUUAAAGAUGGGAAAGCAGUCGUCAAUCUGGUUAAUCGCUAUCGUUGCAGGGAUGGCAUGGUAGCCUCUCCUUUGUACAUAGAUGGGACUGGGACUUACAAGUGGCUUAAUUGGACGGCAAAUGAUAUGUUUGCAGCUUGUCGUGAUAUAACUGCGGACAAGCUAGCUCAGGUGGAGCUUCAAAGAUCACAGCAGGAACUGCAGAGACUCACGGACGUCAUUCCAGGUGGCGUUUUUCUUUGCCAAGUUGCCAAAGAAGGGACUGAGUGUUUUCCUUACAUGAGCAAAGGCGCAAAGAAUCUAUUUAAUUGUGAAAUGAAAGAAACAUGUGAUCAUGGAGGAAAUCUGAAUAGAGUGUUCGGUUUGAACGUGCAUCCGGAUGAUUGGCCAAGGUUAGAAGCCGAAAUGAAAUUGGCAGUCAGCACCCAAGCCCCUUUAGACCAUGACUACCGUGUGCUGAUGGACCGAAACACUAGAUGGGUUAGAGUUCAUGCAGUUCCAAGGUUUGAUUCUAUAAGUGGAUCAACCGAAUGGUCUGGAAUUGCAUGGGACAUAACUGAACAGCAUCAGGUGGUUGCGGCACUUAAGGAAGCACGAGACAGCGCUGAAAGAGCUGCUCAAGCGAAUAGAAAGUUCCUGGCUCAUAUGUCACAUGAAAUUCGUACUCCUAUGAAUGCCGUGAUUGGCAUGGGAGCUCUGAUCCUUGAAACGGACUUAACGGAUGAGCAACGCGAGUAUGCCUCUACGAUUCGGAGCAGUGGAGAGGCACUGCUGGGGAUUAUCAAUGAUAUCCUUGAUUACAGUAAAAUUGAAGCGGGUAAGAUGGAGCUUGAGUUGCAACCUACAGAGAUCCUGCAAUGUGUUGAAGAAUCAUUUGAUCUUGUCGCUCCUCAAGCAGCCGUGAAGGGUCUCGAGCUGACUUAUAACGUAUCGGAUUCUGUUCCUAGCGUUUUGCUCGGGGACUCGGCUCGAAUCCGCCAAAUCUUGGUAAAUCUUCUUAGCAACGCCGUCAAAUUUACCGAGAAAGGAUACAUAUCAGUGAACGUGACUGGACGCCAAUUAGAAGAUCCUGGGAGACUGCCGUUUAAGAAGUUCAACCGGAGCCUCUGGGAAGUUGAGUUUUCUGUGGCCGAUUCCGGUAUAGGAAUCCCCGAUGACCGAAAGUGCUCGCUCUUCCAAGUAAAGUUUCUUCAUCUACCGAUUUAAAGAACUAAAGAAGGCUUUCACACAAGGAGACACUUCAACUACUCGAAGAUAUGGUGGCACUGGGCUCGGGCUUGCAAUUUGUGCGCGCCUAUGCGGUCUCCACGGUGGUCGCAUUUGGUAA